This is a messenger RNA of Xylona heveae TC161, 636 nucleotides long. Its product is annotated as small GTP-binding protein. Gene Ontology annotation, molecular function: GTPase activity; GTP binding. The transcript has 5 exons. Gene Ontology annotation, cellular component: recycling endosome. Bases 1 to 636 code for a protein of 211 amino acids. Gene Ontology annotation, biological process: exocytosis. Lineage: Eukaryota; Fungi; Ascomycota; Xylonomycetes; Xylonales; Xylonaceae. The record is from RefSeq and is a predicted model, not a curated record.
AUGGCCAACGACGAAUACGAUUUUCUCUUCAAGGUUGUCCUCAUUGGAGACUCUGGUGUCGGAAAGUCCAAUCUUUUGAGUCGAUUCACUCGGAACGAGUUCAAUCUGGACUCCAAGUCGACCAUCGGUGUUGAAUUCGCGACUCGCUCCAUUCAGGUCGAUGCGAAGACGAUUAAGGCUCAGAUCUGGGAUACUGCCGGACAGGAGCGAUACCGGGCCAUUACGUCGGCCUACUACCGAGGUGCUGUCGGUGCUCUUUUGGUCUACGACAUCAGCAAGCACAACACCUAUGAAAACGUAACCCGGUGGUUGAAGGAGUUGCGUGACCAUGCGGACUCGAACAUUGUUAUCAUGCUGGUUGGAAAUAAGAGCGAUCUGCGGCACCUGCGCGCGGUCCCAACUGACGAGGCUAAGGCCUUUGCGGCCGAGAACAACCUCUCUUUCAUUGAGACGUCUGCCUUGGACGCUAGCAACGUCGAGCUUGCGUUCCAAAACAUUUUGACGGAAAUCUACCGCAUCGUCUCAAGCAAGGCAUUGGAUAACGGAGGCGAGUCGCAGAACCCCAUUAGUGGUGGCAACGUGGUGCCUAUCAGCAAGUCAACGGAGCCGGAUCAGAAGGAAAGCAAAUGCUGUUAA